Molecule: messenger RNA, 5387 nt
Organism: Symbiodinium sp. CCMP2456
Lineage: Eukaryota; Dinophyceae; Suessiales; Symbiodiniaceae
Source: the annotation of a GenBank genome assembly
AUGGCAGUGAGCCUCCAGAAGGUGGUGCAGAAGAUGUGGUGGAAGUUGUCUUGGACUCAGGGCAAUCCCUUGAAGGCCUAUGGUUGGCGGUAUGCACAGGUUGUCCUUGACAAUGGCGUCACGUUUCGCGAGAGGUUUCUGGCCGGAUGGAGUGUGCAGCACGUGAACAACGAGCUUGUUCUCACCAAGGGCGCCCGUCGUGUGCCGGAGAACCACAAGGUGCGUGCCGUUACUUUGACCCCAGUGCUUGAGCAAAUGGUCAGCAGUGAGACCGAGUUCUUCGAGGAGCUCAUCCCAGGUGUACAUGGGCUCAAGUGUGAGUCCAGGGCAUAUCUCGAUGUUGGGCUGUACUUGCCCAUGGAAGGAAUGCAGUACCGCACCACACUCGUGUGUGUGGAUCGUGUGCAUGGCAUAUGGGAGUUGUGGGAGAUGUGCCAAAGCAUUGCUGCGCUAGAUGUGCUAGAUGAGGAGUUUCCUGACGGUGUUGAACGCACGGUGCUUACUAUUGCCUCAAGAGAAGUGUUGUCUCCUGCGCAGCUGGGCAUUGUUGUGCAUGAAGGCAGUGCAGAUGCUGUGGCACCCGCUGCCAAGCCAGAUGCCCAGGUCGAUGAUGAUCCAAUGCCCGGCACCCCUGAGCUUGAUGCUUUGUUUGCAAGUGAUGAUGAGAAGGCCUGUGAAUACCUCAACAUAGGUGUGCGCAUGAAGCAGGACAAAGCUCAAGCCGAGGCAUGGUGCGAAUUUUGCACCAUGCACAAGGCGCGCAGCGACAAGGCCGUUGCAGCACCCGAGCCCAAACGCUCGGUGUCUUUGCUGUCCUUCGACUUCGGGUUUACUGGCAGAGAACUUGAUCCCGAGAACAAGCUUAUCACUUUGUGCAUCAAGGACCGGGACACGGGGUGGCGCGAGUCAAUACCCACCAAGCGCAAAGGAGGUCUAGAAAGCACCAGGUUCCUCACAGGUGAGGUUGUUCGCUUGUGCAACGUUCUGGGCUACAAUGACGUGACGAUAAGGAGUGAUCCGGAGCCCAGCUGCCUCAGCCUUCAGCAAGAAAUCCAGAAAGCCCGUGGCCGAUUGGGCCAGCGAACUAGGCUUGAGCAGGCAGGUGAGGAAGAAAAGGCCUCAAAUGGUGCCGCCGAGGAAGCAGUGGCUUCCACACGUCAGCAGGCUUGUGUGCUGCUGAGCGCUUACGAGCAUCACACUGGGAAACAGGUGAGCAGCCAGCACCCACUUCAUGCAUGGGCGAUGCGACAUGGAAGUUGGAUCCUCAAUAGAUACUGUGUUAGCCGUGACCAGCAAACCCCUUUUGAGUGCACGUUCCAGUCACCGUACACCGGAAAGAUUGUGGAGUUUGGGGAAUGUGUGAUGGCCAUGUGCCGCACAGCUAUGGCCAAUAAGCCUGUGAAGGGUUCUGCUAAAUGGGUUAAGUCACUUUGGCUAGGCAAGGCCAAUGCCAACGAUGGACACCUUGUUGUCACGGCAGGCGGCAGACUUCUGAUCACGAGGUCAAUCCGCCGCACACCGCAGAGAUGGGAUGCCUCGCUGCAUGAUGUCAUCAAGGAUUUUCCUUGGGAUCACCCGGGGUUCGUGGCCGGUGGUCUUGGCAAGAUGCGCAAGCAGCGAGAGCCCAAGCCCGUCGAAACCGUUGCAGUGCCAGAGGCUGAUGAGGUUGGUGUGCUGGGCCCCGUGAGCCCUUUGCUGACUGCCGGUGAUGAGGCGGCUAGUGACCCGACGAGUCCUGAAGAGCUGCCCAGCCUGCCGGUUUCGCCAAGCGUUGAGAGUUCGAGCAGCAGUACAGAUGAUGGUGGAAGCGUUGCAGGCACUGACCAAGCAGUUGGUGCGCAGCCUGAUGCCAUGCAAGGUGUUGAGGAUGAGCCGGGGAUUCUGGCCUCAAACCUGGAGCCAGAGAUGCCUAGCGCUGGCGGGGCAGGCGGGGACGGAGAUGAUCCUGACAGUGUGCAAGAGCGUCCAGCAAAGUCCGCCAGGUUGCAAGCAGUGAUUCAGACCGAGCUGUACCACAAUGAUGCCCAAGUUGAGUUUGAUUUCGAGAAUGCCGAGCUUGAUGAACUUGAAGGGUAUGACUAUGGGUUGGAUGAUUACUACUUCAGUGAGGAACCAGACCUAGCCAAAGGUCCUCCCGAUGAGCUGUGGCGCCCUUUUGGGCCGACUGAGCCGAUGUUGUCAGCGGACGAAAUGUUCGCUAUUGACAGCGCUGCCGACGAUUUCGAGAUCCGAAGGUUGUUGUCUAUGAACGUGUUGGAGCCCCUCACCGAGGCCGCCGCUACCCAGGCACAGCAUGAAGGCUCCAGGUUGUUGUCAACCAAGUUUGUGCGUAGCUGGCGGAUAAAGAUGCGCAAGUUCCCCGAUGGUCGUGAGGAGCAGCAAUACCUGAGGAGAUCCAGGUUCGUCGGACGAGAGUACGCGUGGCUCGAUAAAGAGCGUGCCGAGUUGUUCGCACCCGCCUCGAGCAGUCUGCUGACAAGAUUGCUGCCCAGUGUCUUUAUGCGGUGUAAAGCCGAAGGCCACGUAUGCUGUGUUCUUGAUGUGGCAGAUGCAUUCCUCACCGUGGAUCAGCGCAUACCCACUGUAGUGCAUGCAAGGCUAGGUGACCAGCAGGAGCAUGUGCAACAUUUCCGUUUGGUGAAACUUUUGCCGGGGCAACGAGAUGGAACUGUGCGAUGGCAUGAGAAGUACAAGUGCACGGUGAGUUGGUUGUGUGCACAUGGUGAUGAGGCUGACGUCAUUGAGGGGCAGUUUGGGAUCAGAUGGUUGGCCCAACACAUGAGUCGCCCCACGACAGGAGCACUUCGCGUGCUUCGCCACAUGAUCCUCUACCUGAAGGGCACGAGCAGCUAUGGCAUUGGAUUUCCAGUGCCAGUUCGCGGUGUUGGAGUGACGGUGCAAAGCAGAACAUGUGACCAAGUGUUCAUCAGGAAUGCUGCCGAGUUUGUGUUGCGAGAUAAGGUCGAGUCCCACCUUUUACUUGACAGUGCAGCACUGUUGCACAAGGUUGGAGUACGUGAUGCGCAGGAUGACUUCGCACUUGUUGGCAGUGAAGAGUUUCAAAAUCUUCUUGAUGGUAACACUGUUCGCAAACUUGUGCGUCUUGUGAAGCAGCAGGGAAAUGUGGGAAACUCAGUCGGACUGCAAGUUGCUAUGAUUGUCUUGUCGCACGCCUUGAGCCAGCAUGCCGUUGCAGCAGCCGCAGUGUUGGAGUUUAUCAUGAUGUUGGCUGCGUUUGCAGGUGAGUAUGCCCAGCUUUACCCUGUUGCCAGUACCGCGUUUGUGCAAGGGUCCAUGUGGAUGAUCUUGAUUUGCCUGGGGUGGUGCAUGUGCCGGAGACGCAGUGUGGAGUUGGCCAUCAGCCGUGAUGCGUCAGGAGGCGAAGGGUCUCCUGCAUCGCCGCGUGGUGCCAAAAGCAAGCGAAUGACAAAGCCACCCAGGCGCGAGGAGGAUGAAGGCGUAACAAGUGACAAGCCCGAGGAGGCCAGCAGCAGCAAUGGUCCAGCUGGGAGAGUGAGCUUCAACGUGCCGUUGACACCGGGUGCAUCAGUGAAGCUUGAGGUCUCCAGCGGUGAUGGAAGCAAGAACCCCAGCAGCGUGAGCGCUGAGAGCGCGAGUGAGCAUGAGUUUCCACGUGCGCGUCGCGAGCCGAUCAAGCCAAAGGAACUCGGAACUACCCCUAUCGAGCAUUACGUCAGACGUCUGGUGACCUAUUUGGCAAGGAUUCAAUCUGUUAUGCAGAACACUGACUACGGCUUGGCGCUCAAGGUUUACGUGAAGCUCGGAACUACAGACUGGUUGAAGAUGUAUUCCAGGCUUUAUCAUGGUUGUGACUUGCAUCCAUGCGAGAACCUACCUACGCCAGCAAUGCUCACAGUCGCGGCUCUCGUCAACACUGAGGAGGACCUCAUAGAUCCUGAUGCGGAAAGGGAGAUCAUCGUGCCAUCUGACAGAGAAAGACAUGAAGCGGAAGUCGCCCAUCAUCGACAACAAGCUAUUGAAGCAGCGAAAGAGAUGCGAUCGAAGCUUUCCGUUGGUGGGAGUCCCGAUGCCACAACGAUACGGUCACAACCUACCAUCUUGUGUACCGACUUCGAGCUGUACGCCAAGAACGGAGCAACACAUUUUCCACUUCAGAAUGAGAUGAUGAGCAAAGGGUGGGGUCAGUUCGUCAGGUUUUCGCCAACGAUCAGCACCGUGGUCAACUUCUCGGAGACGCAGAAGGAGAACAUGGAGCGGAUCUUGAAGGAUGUCUACAUCAAACACUUCGACAAGAUCCUAAGCUUGGUUCCCAGGCAGAACUUUGCAGGGUAUGAUGCCGUGGGCGCUUACCUGUCUCUUCAACUACGUUUCCUAGGAUGUAUCGUGGUUCAUGGAUUCGCAGUUUACGAGAAACAAAUAUUCUGUGAAAAGAUGAUUGCAGCUUGCUUUCUGAACACGCAGCAGUUGGGGACCUGGGAGGAGAUGCUUCACCGGAAAGCCACUGACAUCAAGCGGUUCACAGAAAUAUGCACUGACAAUACACAGGUGCAUGUCUCCUCUUCGGUGAAUCUGAAGUCUUGGAUUCCACUUCAUAAACGUCGUGCCAUCGAAGAGGAGAACAGGCGUGUUGACAUGGUCAGACGUCCUGAUGUGGAGUGGCAAAACUUCGACAUUGCCCUGAGCAUUCCGGAGCCAUCGUACUCUGAUGAGCAGAGGUGGUUAUUCAGGAUCGAUGACUACAGCACGUCAGACAUCAACGCAUGGGCAACGACGGAGACAUUCUUUUGCGAAAGGUGUGAACAAGAAAAGAGUGCCAGUGUCUUUUGCCGGGACUCUACUUCGUUUGCAUCAGGACCACAGUUUCCAGAUCAGUGCAUGGGUUGCGCAUACAAGAACGCCCUCUACAAUUCGUUCUACAGGAUCAAAGAUUACAGGGAAAUGCGUGACAGCGAAACGUAUGCCCUGGCACGUGCAAGGUACCUCUACGUUCAGAAAUUUCAGGAGGCGAAGCCGGGUGAUGAUUUGCUUGAGUACAUCAAGAAAUGUUGCCCUCUCGUCUACAUGUCCGUGGGAAAGGUGGUGUCUUCAUACGGUGGCCUUCGAUGCCCCAUUGCAACAAGCGUGGCAUACGCGUCAUGGGGAAAGGCAAGACAGUUAGCAUGGGACAGAGCGUACGAUGCACAGAACAACCUUCGCUUCAUCGCGUACUACGAUGCAGGGAACGCCGCGUACGCAGGCUUCAUGAAGACAUUGUUGACUCCACAAGAACGAGAACGCUUGUUCAGAGGAAGCGAGAACCCUGCGGAGGAACUCCUGGGCGACGUGUUCGAAUUGGCCUUGGGAUUAUUGUUCAAGGCUUGGGGAAGUCCACAGGACAUCGACGCGUGCAUCUAUGGCACCGCGAG